AUGGUGACAUCGACGCCGUCCGUCGAGAGCCUGACCAGGUCUCGUCUUGCAGUCGCGGCCUUCUCAGCCCUGGCAGCUGUUUCGAUUGGACUUUAUGCUUACCAUACAAAUUCGUUACACUUUGGUUCAACCACUGAACCACGCCUUCAUCGCAGCAAUGCCAUCCGCCGUACACGAAGAUCUCGCCGUCGCGACACAGAUUCCACCGCCGACUCCGACGACGCUGCUGGCGACGAGAACACUAACAUACCUCCUGCACGCCCUCUGGCCGAAACCGAACCCCAGCCCGCCGAUAACAGUGGUGAUGAGUGGCUAGAUGACGGCGGCCAACCUCCUAACCAACGAGCGGGCCACAACAUUGUUAAUCUGCUUUUCAGAGUUUCGGAAGACAAUGCGAAGCGAAACGGCUGCGUCCACAGAGGUUGCCAGUGUAACUCAUGUGGCAUGGUGCCUAUCCGAGGAGUUCGAUAUAGGUGCUCCAACUGCGCCGACUUUGAUCUCUGCGAGACUUGCGAAUCACAGUGUGUGCAUACAAGGACACAUGUCUUUUACAAAAUUAGAGUUCCCGCUCCUCCGUUUGGCCCUAGGCAAAUGCAGCCCGUCUGGUACACGGGCGACCCUGAUACCUGUCGACGAAAUCUCCCUAAGAAUCUGAUUGCGAAACUCACCAAGGAAACGGGUUUUGAACGUCCCGAGCUCGAGGCUUUCUGGGAACAGUGGACAUUCAUGGCAAAUACAGAAUGGCGAGAGGACCCCGAUGAAUUAUUCCUUGCAAUGGAUCGCAAGACGUUUGAGCGAUGUCUUGUACCCACCGGUCGUUCACGUCAUGCGCCUCCAAAUCUUAUCCAUGAUCGCAUGUUCACUUUCUAUGACUGGAACAAGGACGGAUACAUUGGCUUCUCGGAAUUUCUCAUUGGAUUGUCAUAUCGGAAACGUAAAGAUAAGCUACGCAAGAUCUUUGAGGGGUACGAUAUUGAUGGGGAUGGUUAUGUGAGCCGAAAGGAUUUCUUGCGCAUGUUUCGAGCUUACUACGUGCUGUAUAAGCAGAUGCACAAGGAUAUCCUUGAUGGCUUAGAAGACCAACUCUUCGCAAACACGGAGGCACAACAACUCGUGGCUAGUCGUCAACCACUCAGUAGCCUGUUUGGGCGUGAGGGAGGGGUUCCUAGUGGGGACGAAGGCAUGCGUUUUGAAGGCAAAACCGUUCACCGGGAUGGUACUGUUGAAGUAGCUGAGAGUCAUCAAGCUGCGGUGUCCAAAGAUAAAGAUGAUACUGUUUCUCGCCAGGAUAUACUCGCAAGUCUCUUCGCAUACAACGGCGACUGGUCCUCCCGCUGGCAGUCCGAGGCAAGAGUAAGGCUGAGCUCUGGCGAGGAGGAUGAUCAGAACCACGACCGAAAUGCAAGGACUCUAGGAGUAACGGAAGGCGACCGACCUUACCUGGUUACACUUAUUGAGCCCCCUACAUCGCUCGACGAGCUGCCCGAUGCAGUGAUGGGAGACCAUACUCUUGCUGUAGAAGACGUGGAACAUGAUGCUGAGUCUGGAGAUGAGGAGACGGAGCAUAAUGGGUAUCCAAGGCCGAUGAAUACUGAAAUCGAGGACCUGAUUGAGGCUCAAAACUACACGCGACAGCGACUAUCGAAGUCGGAGAAGCGCAGGCGGGAUAUGGCCCGGUCACGACUCCAUGACCGAUGGAGGCGACGAGACUUUUAUCUUGAUCAAGAAGAAGGCGCCACUCCCCCAGAAGGAUAUACUGAGGCAGACGAAUAUCCUCCGCUAGACGAGACUGAGGCGGGAGAGAGCUCCAUGUCCACAGAACACCCAUCAAGACCAUCCCGAUCACGAUCCAGCUCGAAAGUCCGGUUUGCCCACGAUGACGAAGAUUAUGAGAGCCGGUUCAACCACUCUGCAUCUUCCAGAGGCAUGUCGGAGCGAUGGAGGGCUCCCGAAAUUCCCAGCGUUGAACGAGAUGCAGGGAAGGAAAUCAUGUAUCAGGUGACACAGCAAGCAUUCAACGAGCUUCUAGAUGCUAUCUUCAAGCCCUCGGAAGAUCUUUACAUUGAAGCUCGCAAAACUAAGAAGAUGCGCGAGAAAUUCAAAGAUAUGAUUGACGCUUUUGACAUGCCCGAAGAUGGUAAUCCACCAGAGGGCUAUACGUCUCCCGCACCGGAGGCGCAAUCACCAAAGGUUAAGUCGCUGGAGGAUCUCUUGGCCGAAACUGGUUACUCGAUAGAUCCGGAAGUCGACCAGGACGCUGAACAAGAGAUCAACCCUGAGAUAGGUCAGAUUGGUGCCUAUGCUGCGGAGUGGCGAUCCCAUGAACGUGAUCCAACAUUUCCUCAGUUCCGUCCAAACCAUAUGACGUGUAGGGACGUGCUUCGAUUAGGACUGACAACGUAUCCUGACACCCGACCUCCGCAAAGCGAAACCGGCUCUGCCUUCGAUAUCACCGAGCACCACCUUUACAGCUGGAAGAGAUUGAACGCUGCCGAAGAAGAGGCGGCAGCCAGGAGGGGGUGGGGCAAACUGAGCUUUGAGGAAUUCGAAGAGAUCUAUCGAAAUCAGGAGUUCCGGGGCAACAGGCUGGAUUAUCUGGGUAGCUGGAUCGAUUUCUGCAUUCCAUAG
This is a messenger RNA of Clonostachys rhizophaga, 2628 nucleotides long. NCBI's taxonomy places the organism in Eukaryota, Fungi, Ascomycota, Sordariomycetes, Hypocreales, Bionectriaceae. The record is from the annotation of a GenBank genome assembly.